Molecule: messenger RNA, 7405 nt
Organism: Bemisia tabaci
Lineage: Eukaryota; Metazoa; Arthropoda; Insecta; Hemiptera; Aleyrodidae
Source: RefSeq, a predicted model, not a curated record
CUCCAAAAUGAUGUCUAAUAUCGAAAGGGAUAGGAAAAUAGCUCUUCAGGCAGGACGGCGUUUGGCUAAUUGCAAACCAGGAGAGGAAGUUUGUAUCUCUGGCAUCGCAGGAUUUUUCCCUGACUCAGACAAUGUCCGAGAUUUUGGCGAGAAGCUUUUUAAUAAAGUAGAUUUAAUCUCUGACGACGACAGAAGAUGGAAAUUGGAACAUCCUGAGAUUCCACAAAGGACAGGAAAGCUAAAUGAAGUCAGCAAGUUUGAUGCAGCGUUUUUCGGUGUUCACUUCAAGCAAGCUCACACAAUGGACCCCAUGUGCCGGAUGCUUCUGGAGAAGGCUUAUGAAGCAAUAGUAGAUGCAGGUUACAAUCCUAGGCAUUUAAGAGGAACCAACACUGGAGUAUUUAUAGGUGCUUGUUUCAGUGAGUCAGAAAAAACAUGGUUUUAUGAAAAAUUACAAGUAAACGGUUUCGGUAUCACUGGUUGCUCUCGUGCCAUGUUAGCCAAUAGAAUUUCAUAUUGGCUUGGUAUAAAUGGGCCCAGCUACACAGUCGACUCAGCUUGUUCCUCGAGCUUAUAUGCUUUGGAACACGCUUAUAAAUCUAUAAGAGAUGGCCAUUGUGAUGCUGCUAUAGUAGGAGGAUGUAACUUGUGUCUGCAUCCGUAUGUAUCUCUUCAAUUUGCUCGCCUCGGGGUGCUCAGUGCUGACGGCCGAUGUAAAUCAUUUGAUGAGGCUGCCAAUGGUUAUUGUCGUUCUGAAGCUAUCUCCGUAAUCCUUCUACAGAAACUGAAAGACUCUCGUAGAGUUUAUGCUCGCGUCAUUCACGCUAAAACAAAUUGUGAUGGUUACAAAGAACAAGGUAUAACAUUUCCAUCUGGACCAUUGCAACAAAGGCUAUUGGAGGAGUUUUACGAGGAGUGUCAGAUUGAGCCAUCGUCACUCGCUUGGAUAGAGGCACAUGGGACUGGAACCAAAGUAGGUGAUCCAGAAGAGGUCAAGGCAAUUGAAAAUGUGUUUUGCGAAGGGCGCAAAGAACCGCUACCAAUUGGAUCAGUCAAGUCAAAUAUUGGCCAUUCUGAACCAGCAUCAGGUUUAUGUUCCGUCACUAAAGUUGUCAUUGCCAUGGAAACUGGCUUCAUCCCACCAAAUAUUAACUUCAAUACUCCUCGAAAAGAUAUUGAUGCAUUCUUCAACGGAAAAAUCAAGGUCGUGACCGACAAAACCCCAUGGAAUGGCGGUAUGGUGGGUGUAAAUUCAUUUGGUUUUGGUGGUGCCAAUUGCCAUGUCUUACUAAACUGGAAUGAGAAAACGAAGGUCAAUGGCGGAGCACCCGAAGAUGAUCUCCCAAGGCUAAUCCCUGUUUCUGGAAGAACUGAAGAUGCUGUUGAAGUUCUUUUGAAAGAUAUAGAAUCAAGACCACUUGAUGUUGAAUAUGUGAAACUAUUCCAUGAAAUUUAUGUUGAUGACAUUCCUGGCCACAUUUAUCGAGGUUAUGCUUUAAUGACACCUAAUGAUGACAAAAUAACCCGCUCCGUCCAAUAUUAUCCCGGUGAUGAACGUCCCAUCUGGUUCGUGUUCUCUGGAAUGGGAUCGCAGUGGCCUGGUAUGGGCCGCGCUCUGCUACGAAUCCCAAUCUUUUCUGCAGCCAUCGAGAGGUGUCAACGUAUUCUCAAACCAAAAGGCAUUGAUGUUUUAAAAAUCAUCACUGAUGAUGAUCCCAAAGUAUUCAAUAAUAUUGUUAACUCAUUCGUCGGGAUUGCUGCCAUUCAGAUUGGAUUAUUGGACAUUCUUCAUGCAGCUGGUAUUCAAGCAGACAACAUGAUUGGGCAUUCUGUCGGUGAACUAGGUUGUGCAUAUGCUGAUGGUUGCUUUACCACCGAACAAAUGAUUCUAUCAGCGUACUAUCGAGGUCUUGCUUCCAUUGAGUCUGAAUUUAUAAAGGGCUGCAUGGCCGCUAUUGGUCUUGGCUUUCACGAAAUCAAACCCCGUCUUCCGAUGGAUAUUGAAGUGGCAUGUCACAAUGGACCAGACAGCUGCACUAUUUCCGGACCUGCUGAAAGCAUUCAUAAGUUUGUUAAAGAACUGCAGGCAGAAAAGAUUUUCGCUCGGGAGGUGAAUGUAGCAAACAUAGCUUACCACAGUCGAUAUAUUGCGAAUGCGGGGCCAAAAUUACUCAAGUACUUGCAACAGGUGAUUCCAAGCCCAAAAGCACGCUCUGAAAAAUGGAUAAGUACUUCACUGCCCGAAUCGCAAUGGAACUCAUCAUUGGCGAAGCUAUCCUCCGCCGAGUACCACACAAACAACUUAUUGCGUCCUGUUCUUUUCGAGGAAGCAUGUCGUCUGAUACCACAUCGAGCUAUUUUGAUUGAAAUCGCUCCUCAUGGUCUUCUUCAAGCCAUUUUGAAACGAUCACUGUCAAAGGAUAUUUUAUCUGUUUCGUUAACGCAGCGAGAUCAUAAAGACAAUGCUCAUGUUCUCUUUAAUUCUUUGGGCAAAUUAUUUGAAGCUGGUCUAACGCCCAAACUCUCUGUGUUAUACCCGCCUGUUGCACUACCAGUCAGUCGCGGUACUCCUAUGAUAGCACCACUAGUCCGAUGGGAGCACAGUGAGGAUUGGUACGUGACUUCUUACCGCAUGCAGGAAAAGAUCAAGAGCGGGGAACGGAGUGUGAAUAUCUCUUUAAAGGAUGAUGAGCUGGAGUAUCUGUCAGGGCACGUCAUUGAUGGCCGAAAUCUUUACCCAGCGACUGGAUACCUUGCCCUUGCUUGGGAGACAGUAGGUUUAAUGCGAGGUGAGCUGUACACCGAGGUUCCUGUAAUUUUCGAGAAUGUUCGUUUCCACAGAGCGACCAAUAUUCCUAAAGAUGGUUCGGUCGAGUUCAUUGUCAUGGUCCAGAAAGGAAGUGGUAACUUUGAGGUCGUAGAGGGAGGUGCUGCAAUUGUGACAGGAAAAAUCACAGUUCCAAAUGACAUCACGAAAGAAACCAUCAAUAUGGAACUACCAGAAGAUACUGAGACUGGUCCAGACCUAAUUGAGCUGAGUGCCAAAGACAUUUAUAAGGAACUCAGGCUCAGAGGAUACAAUUAUAAAGGUUUAUUCCGUAGCUUAGUUGCUGCUGACACUACCGGCAAGGUUGGCCGAGUGAGCUGGUGCAACAACUGGGUCGCCUUUAUGGACAACUUACUUCAAAUACAGAUUUUGCAAGAUGACACGCGAGGUCUUUUUGUUCCAACAUCACUUCAGAGAAUGGUCAUUGACGUCAGAAAACACAUAUCAAUUCUUCAUACUCUUGAUCCGGAAAAACCAGAAAUGCAGGUGAAUGUUUAUAAGGAAAUCGAAUUGAUUAAAUCCGGCGGUGUUGAAAUCCGAGGCUUGAAAGCCAGUGCAAUCUCCAGGCGUAAACCAUUGGGUGAACCUGUCUUGGAAAAAUACUUGUUUUAUCCUCAGGAAGACGAAGAGAGUUCAGAUUUGGCAGAAGUCGUGAGAGUAGCUGUGCAGCUGGCUUUGGAGAAUCUCCCAAGCAUCAAAGUCAAAACUGUAGAGAUGGCUGACGCUUUCAUGAACCCGGAUGUACCAUUAAUUUCAACCAUCUUGGCUACCUCUCUUGGGGAUUUACCUCUGAUUCAGGCUGAUAUUACCGUGCUAUCUGCAUCAGACAAUCCUGUAGUGGCUGAUAUGGCUCCUGGUAUACAGGUUGAAGAUAGAAAGUUACCUGGAGAUCAGUCCUGUCACAUCGUUGUUGUUUCCUCCAUUGUUGGGCGACCUGAGGUGCUGCAGUUAGCACUGAAUGCGCUGAAAGAUGGUGGUUUCAUGAUUGCUCGAGAAAAAAUCACGGAGAAGGUACCCGAAGAUGGCUUAUCCAUCUCAAUGAACAGAAUCUGUGGAAGUGAACGAAUUCUGAUAAUCCGCAGGGAAAUCACGGAAAAAUUGGAACCAAUCGUCAUCAAAGUUCCUGCAAAUAAUUUCGAGUGGAUCACAGAACUUCAAAAUGCACUGAAAGCUGAGGAUUCCUCAACUAAGCAAAAAAUCAUCCUUUAUGCGGAGAAAGAACCAUUGAAUGGUCUUCUUGGUUUCUUCAAUUGUAUUCGCAAAGAGGCCGGUGGAGAACGCACCAGAUGUGUUCUAGUCAUGGACAAAAAGGCUCCACCCUUUUCCGUCAACCAUCCCUUUUACAAAGAGCAGCUAUCAAAGGAUCUUGCUGUGAACAUUUACAAAGAUGGCAAAUGGGGCAGCUACCGGCACCUCCUUCUGGAGGAGCUCUCCUCUAUCAAGGCCGUCCAUCGUUAUGUCAACACUACAGUGCGUGGGGACUUAUCAUCGCUUCAGUGGUUCGAAGGAGAGAUAGAACCUGAGAAAAUGAAAGGCCGAAAAGCCCAUGAAGAAUCGCUGAUACACGUCUACUUUGGGGCCCUCAAUUUUCGUGAUAUCAUGUUAGCCACCGGUAAAAUUGCCCCAGAAGUUGUUGCAAGGGGAAGAUUAGAACAGGAGUGUGUACUGGGUUUGGAAUAUUCUGGCAGGGAUGCCACUGGCCAGCGUGUCAUGGGUAUGUGCUUUUCGCGCGGUAUGGCUUCAGUGUUGAAAGGAGAUAAAUCAUUCAUCUGGCCAAUCCCAGAUCACUGGUCUCUUGAAGAGGCUGCCACUGUACCAGUCACUUACGGCACGUCAUACUAUGCGCUAAUGAUCUGCGGGAGAAUGAGAGAAGGAGACACAGUGUUAAUUCAUGCCGGUAGUGGAGGAGUGGGUCUCUCUGCAAUCCAGUUAUGUUUGUUCUAUGGCUGUACAGUUUUUACAACUGUUGGUACUCCAGAAAAGAGAGCCUUCAUUAAAAAAAUGUUCCCUCAGAUUACAGAUAAUCAUAUUGGGAAUUCACGCGAUACAUCUUUUGAGCAACUAGUUAUGAAGGAGACAAAUGGAAGAGGUGUCGACUUGGUCUUAAAUUCUCUAGCUGAGGAAAAAUUGCAAGCCUCUGUCCGUUGUCUGGCACAAGGUGGACGAUUUCUGGAAAUUGGGAAAUUUGACUUGGCAAACAACAAUAUGCUUGGUAUGGAGAUGUUCCUGAAAGAGACAAGUUUCCAUGGCGUAAUGUUGGACAGUCUAUUCUCAGCACCUGAAGAGUGGAAAGAGAAACUGCAUUCAGCAGUCACUGAAGGUAUUAAAUGUGGUGCAAUUAAACCACUAGUCCGAACUGUUUUUGAGAAGGACGAAAUUGAGCAAGCGUUCAGGUCCUCAAAGAUGCAUUGUUUGAGAAUCAAACAGUGGAGGACUUCGAAGCAUCGUCCGGGCCCAAAGCCAAUGCCACUAUUUUCCUGGACAAAUUGUCUCGUAAACUGUGUCCAGAACUCGAGCAGUUUGUAAUUUUCUCAUCAGUGAGCUGCGGUCGAGGUAAUGCUGGACAGACUAAUUAUGGACUAUCCAAUUCAGUCAUGGAGCGGAUUUGUGAGAUGCGACAUGCUGAGAGUUUGCCUGCCCUUGCAGUUGAGUGGGGAGCUGUUGGUGAAGUAGGACUUGUGGCAGACAUGGCUGAAGAUAAUUUAGAAGUUAUAAUCGGAGGGACACUACAACAGCGAAUCUCCUCUUGUCUAGAAGUGCUAGAUACAUUUUUGCGACAAAACCAUCCUAUCGUUGCCAGCAUGGUUGUCGCAGAAAAAAGAGCCGGUGGUGGUGGGGCUGGGAACAUUGUGGACGCUGUUGUCAAUAUUCUUGAUCUGACAAAACCCUUAGGUGAUCAAGUUCCCGAAGUUGGACUUAAUUUCUUACUCAGGACAAUUGGAGAUGAAUUAAUGGCUUCGGAGCCGAUUGUCCGAUUACCAUCUCUCUCUGGGGACGGUUCUGUUAUUGAAGAUAUGCAUUGCAAGGAUACAUUGAUCUUUGCCAUUCCUGGAGUUGAAGGUGUUGCCUCAAUCAUGGAACCUUUAGCCAAAAAUUUGAAUGCCCAAGUUUUAUGUCUUCAAUACGAUUUCGAAAGACCUGCAUCAACCAUCCAAGAACUUGCCCAAUCUUUGGUUCCUCACAUCAAAAAGAGACUGCGCCAAGGGAAAGAAUUCAACAUAUGUGGCUAUUCAUUUGGAGGAAUGGUAGCACUGGAAGUCGCUCGUAUUCUAGAGAGCGAGAACAUAAGUGGGAAGAUUUGGCUAGUUGACUCAUCGCCACAAUUUUUAAAAACAAUGUCGACGUUGGCGCUAAGUGAUGGUGAGAAAUCAAAAGAAGAUGAGCUGCAAGUUAAAGUCAUAAUGAGGAUUGUUGAUUUAGUCUGGCCACAAGACACAACAGAGUUGGUGCAAACAUUGUAUAGUGUUCCAGACCUAAACUCUCGAAUUGAGUAUGUGGUGUCAGCCUCACCUGAAGACAUUAAACACAGUAAGAGAUAUCAAAAACUCCUCAUGGUUGCUGGCAUCACACGUAUUAAAUCAGUUCUAAAUUAUGAAAUUCCCUCCAGUAAAUUUAUCAACUCACCUGUCGUACUCAUUAGACCGUCAGAACAAUCAAUGCCUUUCGCAGAGGACUAUGGCCUUUCUCAGUUCUGCGUUAAACCAGUAGACGUUUUCUUUGUGGAUGGCAAUCACUUAACAAUUCUUGAAAACAAGAAAACGGCUGACAUUAUAAUGAAACUAGUUGAAAAAGAUGAUCAAGACUUCAAGCAGGCCAUUAUGUCGCAAAGCAACCUUGCCAGUCUUCAAGAGGAACAACGGCGUGUCUGAUCAGAUAACUGCCAAUAGCGUAUACUCCGUCUAGCAAGUUAAGGUGCUUGGUAUAUCGGAAUAAAAGACACUGUGUAGUAGUAGCGCAGCCGCUCUCACCCUCGUCACGUAUCAACAUGGCCAAUUUUUCCCCUUCGCAGAGUGGAUAGUAUUGAUCGCCGAUUAAAAAUCUGUAUCUCAAGAUUUUUGGAUCAUCGCCAAUAUAAGAACUCAUGUUAAUACCCUGCCUCUGAUGAAAGCUUAAAGCACCUGAAAGAGAUUGAGUCAAUCUUCAACUAAUUUGUUCCCAAUAUAGGUAUAGUUUAUAGCACGUCACUGCAGCACCGCGAUCCAUUGUGCGGCGAAAACCUGAUUCGGCGUAUUGACAGAAGACGGUAGCGGCUCGCCGCCACCACAUCGUACCUUUAAUUCCAAUUUGCCAAAUGCCAUUACUCGCUGGACACAGUAUAGUUACGCUACUGACGAGGAGUUUGCCUCUGAUGUUCGUUUCCUAUUUUUAAUGACAUUUCGGGGAUUAGUAGUCCUUGGAGAAUUAUUCUGCAAAGUGAAAUUCCGUUUUCUUCAACGAAUUAAAGAAAAUUCACCGGUUCCUCAAGGACUUCUAAUACCCAAAUUUCCCAUUCGGGGAGUAGACAUCGAAAGCGGGUUUUCUAAUAAAUUCACAAAAAAUCUUUUGUAAGCUAACUAGUCAAUACAACUUUUCCUGCAA